Messenger RNA from Notothenia coriiceps (black rockcod), 977 nucleotides. Its product is annotated as receptor expression-enhancing protein 6-like. Bases 161 to 508 code for a protein of 115 amino acids. The record is from RefSeq and is a predicted model, not a curated record. Lineage: Eukaryota; Metazoa; Chordata; Actinopteri; Perciformes; Nototheniidae. The transcript is spliced from 3 exons.
AAUCAAAGCCCUUGAAAGUCCAAGCAAAGAAGACGACACAAAAUGGCUGACGUACUGGGUGGUGUAUGGCGUCUUCAGCCUCGGAGAGUUCUUCUCUGAUAUUUUCCUCUAUUGGUUCCCAUUCUACUACGCUUUUAAGUGUCUUUUCCUGUUGUGGUGCAUGGCUCCUAUCUCGUGGAAUGGCUCCCAGGUAAUCUACAACAAAGUGAUUCGGCCCAUCUUCCUCCGCUAUGAGGCUGUGGUGGACGACAUGGUGAAUGACAUCGGCGGGAGGGCGAUGAGUGCUGCUGAGGACAUCACCAGAGAAGUCCUGUGCACUCUGAUGAAGAAUAAAGCUGUGGUAGCGCUGUCACCCGCUCAGCCUGAAACCAAAAGUUUACCGAGUUCAUCAACAGCUACAGUAGCUCCUUCAGAUUCAAAAGAAGAACAACCAGUACGUAUACCCCAGCUGCAUCACCCACCUUCUGAAAAUAAGUCCAACCUGAAGGCCUCUGUAUGCUUUAAAUGAACUGAACACUGGACAUAGUGGACACUGGACAUAGCUUUCUGUUACCCCUUUUUCUAGCAUUUCUGCUAAUCUAAUCAGGUCUUGAAUCAAGUUCAGUAUCUUCAGUAUAGCACUUCAUCAGUCUAACCAUGACUGCUGACAUUUCAAUCCUUCUUUCUCUGAAAGAGUUAGAGCAUUCAGAUUUUCAGUACCUUCUUGUAAAAACGGCUGCUCAAAGUUCCAGUUCUGUAUUUAUUAAUGAAUUGGUUUGGUGUUUGGAGAUCUAACCAGUUCAGACAGCCACUCAGACUCUAAUUUUCAUUACAUAAUUCAGUCAUUUUCAUGCUUUUUUAGCAAACAUGGUGACUUGUUUGUCCAUCCCACACAAGAACUGGAGUGACCAAAUACUUCGCAAAACAAAGUUCUUCAAAAGUGUUUCUAGUCAGUCUCUGAUUGUGUUACUUUAUUAUGAGAGUGCUCUUAUACUUGU